Messenger RNA from Rangifer tarandus platyrhynchus (Svalbard reindeer), 3384 nucleotides. The record is from the annotation of a GenBank genome assembly. NCBI's taxonomy places the organism in Eukaryota, Metazoa, Chordata, Mammalia, Artiodactyla, Cervidae.
AUGGCGGAAAACAAAGGCGGCGGCGAGGCUGAGAGCGGCGGCGGGGGCAGCGGUAGCGCGCCGGUAACUGCCGGGGCCGCCGGGCCCGCGGCGCAGGAGGCGGAGCCGCCUCUCGCCGCGGUGCUGGUGGAGGAGGAGGAGGAGGAAGGCGGCAGGGCCGGCGGGGAGAGCAGCGCGGCCGGGCCCGACGACGGGGGGGUGGCCGCGGCCUCCUCGGGCUCGGCCCCGGCUUCUUCAGCUCCUGCAGCCUCAGUGGGCCCUGGAGUUCCCGGGGGGGCGGUAUCGACGCCAGCCCCAGCUCCGGCCUCGGCUCCUGCUCCGGGUCCCUCGGCGGGGCCGCCUCCUGGACCGCCAGCCUCGCUCCUGGACACCUGCGCCGUGUGUCAGCAGAGCCUGCAGAGCCGGCGUGAGGCGGAGCCCAAGCUGUUGCCCUGUCUUCACUCCUUCUGCCUGCGCUGCCUGCCUGAGCCCGAGCGCCAACUCAACGUGCCCAUCCCGGGGGGCAGCAACGGCGACAUCCAGCAAGUUGGUGUAAUUCGGUGCCCAGUAUGCCGCCAAGAAUGCAGACAGAUAGACCUCGUGGACAAUUAUUUUGUGAAAGAUACAUCUGAAACUCCUAGCAGUUCUGAUGAGAAAUCAGAACAGGUAUGUACUAGUUGUGAAGACAAUGCAAGUGCAGUUGGCUUUUGUGUAGAGUGUGGAGAAUGGCUAUGUAAGACGUGUAUUGAAGCACAUCAAAGAGUAAAAUUCACUAAAGAUCACUUGAUCAGAAAGAAAGAAGAUGUCUCAGAGUCUGUUGGAGCAUCUGGUCAGCGUCCUGUUUUCUGCCCUGUACACAAACAAGAACAGUUGAAACUUUUCUGUGAAACGUGUGAUAGACUGACAUGUAGAGACUGUCAGCUAUUGGAACACAAAGAACAUAGGUAUCAGUUUUUGGAAGAAGCUUUUCAAAACCAGAAAGGUGCAAUUGAGAAUCUACUAGCUAAGCUUCUUGAGAAGAAGAAUUAUGUUCAUUUUGCAGCUACUCAGGUGCAGAAUAGGAUAAAAGAAGUAAAUGAGACUAACAAACGAGUAGAACAGGAAAUUAAAGUGGCCAUUUUCACCCUUAUCAAUGAAAUUAAUAAGAAAGGAAAAUCUCUCUUACAGCAGCUAGAGAAUGUUACAAAAGAAAGACAGAUGAAGUUACUACAGCAGCAGAAUGACAUCACAGGCCUUUCCCGGCAGGUGAAGCACGUCAUGAACUUUACAAACUGGGCAAUUGCAAGUGGUAGCAGCACGGCGCUACUGUACAGCAAGCGACUGAUUACUUUUCAAUUGCGCCAUAUUUUGAAAGCGCGGUGUGAUCCUGUCCCUGCUGCUAAUGGAGCAAUACGUUUCCAUUGUGAUCCUACCUUUUGGGCAAAGAAUGUAGUCAAUUUAGGUAAUCUAGUAAUAGAGAGUAAACCAGCUCCUGGUUAUACUCCUAAUGUUGUAGUUGGGCAAGUUCCUCCAGGGACAAACCACAUUAGUAAAACCCCUGGACAGAUUAAUUUAGCACAGCUUCGGCUUCAACAUAUGCAACAGCAAGUGUAUGCACAGAAACAUCAGCAGUUGCAACAGAUGAGGAUGCAGCAACCACCUGCACCUGUACCAACAACAACAACAACAACACAGCAGCACUCCAGACAAGCGGCCCCUCAGAUGUUACAACAACAGCCUCCAAGAUUGAUCAGUGUGCAAGCAAUGCAAAGAGGCAACAUGAACUGUGGAGCUUUCCAAGCCCAUCAGAUGAGAUUGGCACAGAAUGCUGCCCGAAUACCAGGGAUACCCAGGCACAGCGGCCCUCAGUAUUCCAUGAUGCAGCCACACCUCCAAAGACAACAUUCAAACCCAGGGCAUGCCGGACCCUUUCCUGUUGUGUCAGUACAUAACAACCCAGUCAAUCCAACCAGCCCAACUACAGCUACUAUGGCGAACGCAAAUCGAGGCCCCACCAGCCCAUCUGUUACAGCAAUAGAACUAAUUCCCUCAGUUACCAAUCCAGAAAACCUUCCAUCGCUGCCAGAUAUUCCACCUAUACAGUUGGAAGAUGCUGGUUCAAGUAGUUUAGAUAAUCUACUAAGUAGAUACAUCUCAGGCAGUCACCUACCCCCACAGCCCACAAGCACCAUGAAUCCCUCCCCAGGACCCUCUGCCCUAUCUCCAGGAUCAUCAGGUUUAUCCAAUUCUCACACACCUGUGAGACCCCCUAGUACUUCUAGUACUGGUAGUCGAGGCAGCUGUGGGUCAUCAGGAAGAACUGCUGAGAAGACCAGUCUUAGUUUUAAGUCUGAUCAAGUGAAGGUCAAGCAAGAACCUGGCACUGAGGAUGAAAUAUGUAGCUUUUCAGGAGCUGUGAAACAGGAAAAGACUGAGGAUGGCAGACGGAGUGCCUGCAUGUUGAGCAGUCCUGAGAGUAGCUUGACACCACCUCUUUCAACCAACCUGCAUCUAGAGAGUGAGUUGGAUGCAUUAACAAGCCUGGAAAACCAUGUGAAAACUGAACCUGCAGAUAUGAAUGAAAGCUGCAAACAGUCAGGGCUCAACAGCCUUGUUAAUGGAAAGUCCCCAGUUCGAAGCCUCAUGCACAGGUCAGCACGGAUUGGAGGAGAUGGCAGCAGCAAAGAUGAUGACCCAAAUGAAGAUUGGUGUGCUGUCUGCCAAAAUGGAGGGGAUCUCUUGUGCUGUGAAAAAUGUCCAAAAGUCUUUCAUCUAACUUGUCAUGUUCCAACACUUCUUAGCUUUCCAAGUGGGGACUGGAUAUGCACAUUUUGCAGAGAUAUUGGAAAGCCAGAAGUUGAAUAUGAUUGUGAUAAUUUGCAACAUAGUAAGAAGGGGAAAACUGCACAGGGCUUAAGCCCCGUGGACCAAAGGAAAUGUGAACGUCUUCUGCUUUACCUCUAUUGCCAUGAAUUAAGUAUUGAAUUCCAGGAGCCAGUUCCUGCUUCGAUACCAAACUACUAUAAAAUUAUAAAGAAACCAAUGGAUUUAUCCACCGUGAAAAAGAAGCUUCAGAAAAAACAUUCCCAGCACUACCAAAUCCCAGAUGAUUUUGUGGCUGAUGUUCGUUUGAUCUUCAAGAACUGUGAAAGGUUUAAUGAAAUGAUGAAAGUUGUUCAAGUUUAUGCAGAAACACAAGAGAUUAAUUUGAAGGCUGAUUCAGAAGUAGCUCAGGCAGGGAAAGCAGUUGCAUUGUACUUUGAAGAUAAACUCACAGAGAUCUACUCAGACAGGACCUUCGCACCUUUGCCAGAGUUUGAGCAGGAAGAGGAUGAUGGUGAGGUAACUGAGGACUCUGAUGAAGACUUUAUUCAGCCCCGCAGAAAACGCCUAAAGUCAGAUGAGAGACCAGUACAUAUAAAGUAA